This is a messenger RNA of Yamadazyma jaroonii, 513 nucleotides long. Lineage: Eukaryota; Fungi; Ascomycota; Pichiomycetes; Serinales; Debaryomycetaceae. The record is from the annotation of a GenBank genome assembly.
AUGGUUCAAGUGUUCAAGAAUAAUUUUAAUUAUGAUCACGAUUUCAAAGUAGUUAGUUUAGCUUAUCUUAAUCGAUAUCCCAAUCCUUAUGCUAAGCAUGUUUUAAGUAUUGAUACUAUUGAAAACUUCAUUGAUAAUGAUGGGAAUUUGCAUAUUACCAAGUUAAUGGUCAAAACUGGUAGAUUACCUAGUUUCAUAAAACCAUUCUUGGGAUCCAAUUUGAAUAGUUGGAUUAUUGAAAAAACUAUUAUAAACCCCCAUACUAGUAAAUUAGUAACUUAUUCAGCCAAUAUCGAUCACAGAAGAUUUAUCAAAGUGGAAGAGUACAUUACGUACCGUAAGUUGUCUGACGGGGUUACAAAUGUCAAUAACAAAGUAUUAUUUUCCUCGAAUUUCAUUGGUUUCAAACAAAGAAUCGAGGAAUGGAGUAGAAACAAAUUCACUUCCAAUAUAGAGAAAUCCAAAGAUGGAUUAAGUUAUGUCAUGAAUGAGUUGAAGAAGUUAAAAACGUAA